AGCUUUGGGGGCAGGGCACGCCUUCACCCGUAAGGAUCUGGGAAGAUGUAAUAAGAGUCCUCCCUUCCGGAGGCGCUGUUGGCCACGCGGGUGCCGGGUCCUCCCUGCACCUGCGCUUCCGCCCCGCCCACUGCGUCCCCAGGUGAGUCAACCCGCAGCGGCCCGCCCACCUGUCCGCGUUCUGCCCGCCCAGCCGGAAGCCACCUCCACCGACUGUGCACAGUUCCUGAAGAAUUUGCAGGGAGAAAAGGAGUAGCCACACAGCUUGAAAAAUUCUAAUUGAAUUUGGUUCAAGGACUUGUGCUCUACAACUGCCUGGCAUCUGGGGUCUCUCUGGAGCCUGGGCUUUUUCUGGUAGAAGCCAAAGCUCCUUGAUGUCAUCAGGUCCCUCCAUGAGUGAGGCAAACCAAACCCAAGUGGGGCCCUCAGCGCUCCCCACAGCCUCAACUAUGACCCCUCCACCCAGCAGCGGGGGUCGGGCAUGGCCGGUACUAGUAGGGGUUGUCUUGGGGGCUGUGUUCCUCUCUCUCCUCAUCGCACUUGCUGCCAAAUGCCAUGUCUGCCGCCGAUACCGUGCCAGCUACCAGCAUCGUCCACUGCCCAGGACUGUGGGUGGGGACCGUCCAGUGGUGGGUGAAGAUGAGGAUGAUGAUGGCUUCAUCGAAGACAAUUACAUCCAGCCUGGGGCUGGUGAGCUGGAGACAGAAGGAAGCAGGGACCGCUUCGCUCUCUGAUCUUCAAUCUUUGGACAUUCCCCCUACCUUCCAUCUUUGAUGUUUUAAGGACAGUGGAUGCUAUCUGGGAGUCUCAGAUCUCAGGGACAAAGGUGGCAAGGGCUUAAAGGCUGACCGGGGUGGAAUAAUCCUCCUUUUCUGGUCACUAUCUACCAAAGUGACAAUGACCUGCUCUUGCUCAAUAACUCUCAAUGGCUCCCUGCUUUUCUCAGGAUAAAGCCUAACAACAGAAGAGUAGGGAAGGAAGGCUCUAUGAUCAGGCCUCUGUUGGCCUGUUGGCUUCUUUUUGUGCCUCCCCUACUGUAUUCCCUACUUAACUAAAUGUUUAUUUACCAUG
Perognathus longimembris pacificus (Pacific pocket mouse) is the source of this 1071-nucleotide messenger RNA. It is a transcript of the gene C7H1orf210, whose product is annotated as chromosome 7 C1orf210 homolog. The transcript has 4 exons. The record is from RefSeq and is a predicted model, not a curated record. NCBI's taxonomy places the organism in Eukaryota, Metazoa, Chordata, Mammalia, Rodentia, Heteromyidae. The coding region runs from base 375 to 734 and encodes 119 amino acids.